UCUUUUAUUCUGAGUCUUCGUUGACCGAAGACUUUAGCAAUAAACUAACUACUUUUCAUACUCCCUUGAAGUUUCGAUGGAUGCAGAUUAACGCGUUUUCUUAGCUUGAAUUCAUUAGUCUUGAUCAUUUUAGGAGGCCACAAGGAGGUACUAUAAUUUUUUUCUGCAAUAUUGGUUUCUCAUUGUGUGGAAAGACUAGAACAACCGCCUGUGUUUUGUAGAUUCAAACCCUUUCAUGUCUUUCCCUGUGAUGGAUCGUCAAUCGCAGAAGGAUAGAUAUACGAUCCGUGAAAUAAAACGCGAAUAUAUAUCAAAGCUUUAUGAACAACUAAGAGUGAUGAUGUAUACUUAUGAAGCUCGGAUGGAACGAGUGCAUUGCCCUUUGAAAAAGGAUGCCAAGGAAACCCUUCGCUUUAAGGAUAACUUGUUUUUUGAAGCUCAAAAUCUAUUCUCACACUUGAGAGGUAUGAGACGUAUGCUCAAAGCUCUACUCUGCAAGGAUACUGUUGGAUAUCACAGCACAACAGAAAGCCACAUGACAGGGAGUAGAAUUUGGGGUACAUUUUAUGUGCCUAGUAAUAUGAGUGGUUUCUGUUACUUCAACGUGAAAAAUCAAAAGGUGAAUCAAAGUUUCACCACAGAAAACAAGUUCUUGGAGUGUAUCAAUGAACCAUAUGAUGGUAAUCCUUUAGACACUACGAUAACGUUAAAGACUUCCCAACUGCGAGACAAGUUCACAGGUUGUGAUCUAAACAACAAUAGCGAACACUUCAGUCAUGAAAAACGCAAGAAAACCGUACAUCGUGUUUCAUCUUUUGUGAUGGCGUUCAUUGUUUUUCUUUCGGUUGCCAUGGAAAUGUGCAGCCAGUUAUCAAUUAUCCAGCUUCAGCCAAAAUCUGGCCCCAUGUUGUUUUUGUCCACAAUUCUCAAGCUGUUCGGUUUCAUGGCGUAUGUAUCAGCUACUGCAGCGAUGAUUGUUAAUGGUGCACCAUUCUCUAGGAUGCAGGGUUCAAUGCUAAUGUUUUGGGCCACUUUUAUGCUUGUCAGUUCUGCUAAAUCACUCACAGAAGUGUACCUUCCAUUACUGGGAAUCAUUUUCGCAGGAAGUUCUACCAUUAUAUAAAGAUCAAUAAUGAAAAAAUUAAGAAGUGUACCUUCCAUUACUGGGAAUCACUCACAGAAGUGUACCUUCCAUUACUGUUAUACCUCCUAUAUAUAAAUAUGAAUUUAUCUUCUGCGUGCUAGUGUUUAUGGUCUAACAUGCACCUUGAUGUUCAGGGUGCACCCAUGGUCCAACAGCUUUAUAGCCAUAGAUUUUGUUUGAAAUAACUUAACAAAUAAGUCUAUGACUGUAAAGGUUGGUUUUUCAGUCCCCUAAACUCAAGGUGCAUUUAGAACCCUGUGUGUUUCUUGUUCUUGUUUGUAUCAAUAAUUCAUAGGUGAAACACCGUACUUUCGGUGCAGUGCUGUACUGUUUUUGUUGGAUUUUACUUGCUUACCAUUAUGUUGAAAUUUUAUAU
Vigna radiata var. radiata (mung bean) is the source of this 1520-nucleotide messenger RNA. RefSeq lists its product as uncharacterized. The transcript is spliced from 3 exons. The record is from RefSeq and is a predicted model, not a curated record. NCBI's taxonomy places the organism in Eukaryota, Viridiplantae, Streptophyta, Magnoliopsida, Fabales, Fabaceae. The coding region runs from base 236 to 1123 and encodes 295 amino acids.